Cotesia glomerata is the source of this 1430-nucleotide messenger RNA. It is a transcript of the gene Septin1, whose product is annotated as septin-1. The transcript has 6 exons. Gene Ontology annotation, cellular component: microtubule cytoskeleton; cell division site; septin ring. Gene Ontology annotation, biological process: cell division; regulation of exocytosis; cytoskeleton-dependent cytokinesis. NCBI's taxonomy places the organism in Eukaryota, Metazoa, Arthropoda, Insecta, Hymenoptera, Braconidae. Bases 148 to 1224 code for a protein of 358 amino acids. Gene Ontology annotation, molecular function: molecular adaptor activity; GTP binding; GTPase activity. The record is from RefSeq and is a predicted model, not a curated record.
UAUGUGUGUGAUUUUACACAACUCGACAAAUAUCUUGACAGUAUUGGCGUCUAAUUAUUACUUUAUUAUUUUUUUAACUCUUAAUAUUUUACUUACAUUUAAAAAUUUUCUAUAAUAAUUAUUAGUGAAUCAAACAAAUAAUUCACGAUGUCUAGUGAAAGUGUGAAAACGUUUGCUAGUCUUGAAACUCCUGGAUAUGUUGGCUUUGCUAAUUUGCCGAAUCAAGUUCAUAGAAAAUCUGUAAAAAAAGGAUUUGAAUUUACAUUGAUGGUUGUUGGAGAAUCUGGGCUAGGAAAGUCGACUUUGGUCAAUAGCCUCUUUUUAACUGAUUUAUAUCCUGAGCGAACUAUACCGGAUGCUGUUGAAAAAACUAAUCAAACAGUCAAGUUGGAUGCUUCUACGGUUGAAAUCGAAGAGCGAGGGGUAAAACUUAGAUUAACAGUGGUUGACACGCCCGGAUAUGGAGAUGCAAUUGACAACACAGAUAGUUUUAGAGCAAUUAUUCAAUACAUUGAUGAUCAAUUUGAACGAUUUCUUCGAGAUGAAAGUGGAUUAAAUCGAAGGAACAUUGUUGACAAUAGAAUACAUUGUUGCUUUUAUUUUAUUUCGCCAUUUGGUCAUGGAUUGAAACCUUUGGAUAUUGAAUUUAUGAAGCAGCUUCAUAAUAAAGUCAACAUUGUACCAGUAAUUGCCAAAGCUGACGUGCUGACAAAAAAAGAAGUUUUACGUUUAAAGAAACGUGUAAUGGAAGAAAUAGAGAGUAAUGAAAUAAAAAUUUAUCCCUUGCCUGAUUGUGAUAGCGAUGAAGAUGAAGAUUAUAAAGAACAAGUCCGACAACUGAAAGAAGCAGUGCCAUUUGCAGUAUGUGGAGCAUCUACAUUGCUUGAAGUUAAAGGACGAAAAGUCCGUGGACGAUUGUAUCCUUGGGGCGUCGUUGAAGUUGAAAAUCCUGAUCACUGUGACUUUAUCAAACUUCGGACAAUGCUUAUUACUCAUAUGCAAGAUUUACAAGAGGUUACUCAAGAAGUACACUACGAAAAUUAUCGAAGUGAGAGAUUGGCCAAAGGAGCUCCUGUACCGCCUCGAAGAACAACAGCCGUUGAUCCUGAAAAAAUUGUCGGAUCAGAAAAAGAUCGUAUUCUUCAAGAGAAAGAAGCAGAAUUACGAAGAAUGCAAGAAAUGUUAGCUCAAAUGCAAGCACAAAUGCAACAGCAACAGCCAUAAUAUUCAUUAACAUACGAAACACUCAAUCGGUUUGUUUCAGUCAGGUGCCACAACCAUAUUUUUAAGUUAACAUUAAUAUUUAGGCACAAUUAUAACGGUAUUAUUACUUGUUAUACAUUUUUAAUUUUGCGAAUGAGGACAAUGAAAUAAUUUUAUGAUGAGUCAUCAAUAAGCGAUGAGAAUACAAUAAAACAUAUUUUACAGUA